Messenger RNA from Heterobilharzia americana, 762 nucleotides. The record is from the annotation of a GenBank genome assembly. NCBI's taxonomy places the organism in Eukaryota, Metazoa, Platyhelminthes, Trematoda, Strigeidida, Schistosomatidae.
UCUGAGUCCACAAAACAGCAUACUUGGUCUCCUUAAACCACAUUCCAAAUUACAUAUUGGAGCCUUCAAUGUUUUCACCCUCCUUCAAAUUAGUCAACAGGUUUCGUUGGCAGACUCUAGCAACUCGGGCCAUGGAUGUGUGCUGUGUUCGUGAGACACGCAUACAGGACCCAAGUGUAGUUAUUCACCUGACCUCUCCCGACCAAUCUGGUGAAUCUGCAAGAUUCACCCUUCGAGUUUCUGGAGAUUCGAUCUCUGGCUCUCGUGGUCUUGCAGGUGUAGGCAUAGCACUAAGCACUAGGGCAGGAAACUCACUACUAGACUGGAUCCCAGUUGAUAGUUGCCUCUGCGCUAUGCGGCUGAACGGCACAGCGAGAACUGAAAGGAAUAGUGAGACUCGCCGUUGUCUCUUUGUAAUCUCUGCUUACGCACCCACUGACUGCAGUUCGGAUGAAGUGAAGGACGAGUUCUACCGUAAACUGUCUAGCCUCCUCUCGAAAGCCAAACAUUCGGAAGUGGUGAUUGUUGCAGGUGACCUCAACGCACAGGUGGGUAGACUGAGUGAGGCAGAAAGGCACUUAGGUGGCACUUUCGGAGUCCCGAUGGAAUGUACAGGUAACGGUGAUCGCCUAUUACAACUGUGCUCAGAUAACCGCUUAUUUUAAGCUAGCACAAAUCUCAGAUAUAAAGAAAGACACUGUCUGACGUGGCGUCCACCGAGCUCAACUCAGCGAUAGACACAGAUAGACCACAUUGGUAUUA